Messenger RNA from Eutrema salsugineum, 979 nucleotides. RefSeq lists its product as uncharacterized. The coding region runs from base 178 to 843 and encodes 221 amino acids. The record is from RefSeq and is a predicted model, not a curated record. Lineage: Eukaryota; Viridiplantae; Streptophyta; Magnoliopsida; Brassicales; Brassicaceae. The transcript has 6 exons.
CAACUCAUUAAUUUCUUUUGAAUUGCAGAGGAUGCGAGACUUUCUCCUUCAUUUUCCCGGAAAAAAAAAUUGAGAGCGACAGAGAGUGUUCAAUGUUCAUGCUCUCCAUAGGGGAUAUAUAAUAAUGCUUCGAAUUCAAACGCUGGACUGAGUAAUUCAAACACUCUGAACCUAAAGAUGGCUGCUUCAAUACCGAAGAAGCGCAAAGGUUCAACCUUUUUACAAUCACCAUGGCACAAAGUCUAUCCGCAAGGUUCAGAAUUAUGUCAUAGCAUCAGUAUAUCUGACCAAGAAAGGGGCCUUGCGACAAACACGCUAUGUGAGAAGGUCGAUCUAAAUGAGGCAACAUCUACUUCAAAGAGGAGGCUUGUUUUAUCCACACAUCUUAUGCAACAGCUUCUCCAACCAGCACCAGCGUUUGUUUUCUCCGGUAACAACGCAGCUUUCGACUACGAGACCGUACUUUACUUUGUGUCAAGAAUCGCCCUGGCUAAUGCAUGCCCUCUCGACUCCCAUUCUGAUUUGAGUAAGAGCACAAAUCGUCAAACUUCAAAGACAGCUAGUGAUCAAGAUCAAAGAUAUUCUUCACUCGUCAAAGCUUUCGUGGCGAAAAUGCAGAAGCUUGAGAGUGACUUCCAAAGUCUAUGCAGCUUGGAGAGGACCACAUCGAUAUUAGACAUGAUCUUAGAAAUCGAAGACCUCGAAAGAUUCUCUGUAAUAAACCGUCUCGCCACAUUUCAUAGCCGCGCAAAGACCAUUACAAGAUCAGUUCCCCAGAGAUACGUUGUUGAAAUACAAAUGCCAAUGAACCUACCCAGGCCACUACAUUGUCUAACUCUAUAAUCAUCAGUUUCUUUUGGGGAAGUAAAUAUAGGUUUGAUGUGUAUUCCAUCGGAGAUUCUUGAGGGGAAUCAGGAAGAUAAGCUUAGUAUAUAGUUUUCAUUGUAUAAAUCUGUCACAUGUACUCAAUCAUCUGUUA